AUGUCAUUAUCUAGCCCGGUGCCAACUUACACUGCUGGCUCCGCAGCAUGGUGGAAAGAUGCCGGAGUACGAAAGUUGGUGUUGUGGCAAGUUUGCAUUCUUAUCUCGCAAAUGACCACGGGCUACGAUGAGGUCGUCGUCGGUAGCUUCCAGUCUAUGAAGCCGUGGGUAGCAGACAUGGGCCAUCCAAACUCUUCACGUCUUGGAUUGAUCACAGCCGUGGUCUUCAUUGGUGGAUUCGCGGGCGCCUUCAUCGCGUCACCAAUAAUCGAUCGCUUCGGCAGGCGUGCUGGCAUGCUGGUUGGGUCUACAACCACCUGUGUUGGAACUGUGCUUCAGGCCGCAGCCCAAGAGUCGGAUAUGUUCAUCGUGGGACGACUUCUGAUCGGGAUGGGGAUCAGCUUUACCUGCAUCGCCGGGCCGGCUUUACUCUUUGAGCUGGCGCAUCCGAGGAUGCGUGGUACGAUUACAUCUAGUUUCAAUGUUCUCUGGUACUUGGGGUCGAUCAUCGCCGCGUGGACUUGCUUCGGCACGGGACACAUGUUGACUUCCUGGUCAUGGAGAAUCCCGUCCAUCAUCCAAGGUCUACCAUCUUUAUUUGUGGCACUUUCCGUCGUUUUCGGCCUCCCCGAAUCACCGCGUUGGCUCUAUGCCAAAGGACGACCUGAGGAAGCGAGGAAAAUCUUAGGUCGUUAUCAUGCAAAUGGCGACGAAACUGCAUCGAUUGUCGAGUCCGAGCUCUCGGAGAUUGAUGCUUCCGUCGCAGCAGGAAGAAUUGCAAAAGCCCAAGGAUGGAGUAUACUCUGGCGCACCUCCGCAAACCGCAAACGCGUGGGCGUUGUCAUCGCAGUGGCACUACUGACUCUAUGGAAUGGUCAAGGUGUUAUUUCUUAUUAUUUCUCUCCCAUCCUGACCAGCAUUGGCAUCACGAGCACCACCUCUCAGACUGGAAUCAAUGGAGGUCUUCAAAUCUGGAACCUGAUAUGUGCCAUGUUUGGCGCACUCCUCGCCGAUAGGAUCGGUCGCCGCCCGCUCUGGCUUCUGUCUUUCAUCGGCAUGAUCUUGGCCAAUGUUCCACUGACGGUUGCGAGUGCCAUGUACGCCAAUCACGGAUCAAAGGCUGCAGCUUACACUGUUGUGGUCUUCCUGUUCCUAUACGACGCCGCUUUCAAUCUCGCCAAUAAUCCCUUGUUGUACGGCUACCCUCCGGAACUCCUCACCUACCCCAUGCGUGCAAAGGGCAUGGGUGUUCAAAUUGCCGUGUCUGAGGCUGCCUUGACCAUCAAUCAAUAUGUCAAUCCGAUUGCACUGGAUCACAUUGGAUACAACUAUUUCAUUUUCUAUCUUGGAAUGCUGAUCUUGGGGACUGCGAUCAUCUAUUUCACUUUUCCCGAAACCAAGGGAAAGACAGAAGAAGAACUCGCUACUUUAUUCGAAGAUUCGGUUACGCCGCAGCGCACAUUGGAGGGUACCGAGUCUGGGAAGGAACCUGCCGCCAUUGACGAGAAGAUGAUUGGUAACAUCACCUCCACGAAGUUGUGA
This is a messenger RNA of Capronia coronata CBS 617.96, 1542 nucleotides long. RefSeq lists its product as uncharacterized. Gene Ontology annotation, biological process: carbohydrate transport; transmembrane transport. Lineage: Eukaryota; Fungi; Ascomycota; Eurotiomycetes; Chaetothyriales; Herpotrichiellaceae. Gene Ontology annotation, molecular function: carbohydrate:proton symporter activity. The record is from RefSeq and is a predicted model, not a curated record. The transcript is spliced from 4 exons. Gene Ontology annotation, cellular component: membrane. Bases 1 to 1542 code for a protein of 513 amino acids.